Messenger RNA from Dictyostelium purpureum, 1077 nucleotides. RefSeq lists its product as uncharacterized. The transcript is spliced from 3 exons. The record is from RefSeq and is a predicted model, not a curated record. The coding region runs from base 1 to 1077 and encodes 358 amino acids. Gene Ontology annotation, biological process: symbiont-mediated killing of host cell. Lineage: Eukaryota; Evosea; Eumycetozoa; Dictyosteliales; Dictyosteliaceae. Gene Ontology annotation, molecular function: toxin activity.
AUGGAAGCAGUUGAAAAGCUCAUUGAAAAAAAAUUAAGUGAGGAAAGAAGAAGACAAUGCAUUAUUAGAUUCCAACAACUCCAAAAAACUGGUGAUGAUUAUUUUGUUUUGGCUGAAGAGUAUUUCAAAAGAAAUGGUAAUAAAAAUGUAAAUGAUUCUAUAAUAUCAAAUGAAAUCAAAUCAAUGUCAAAUGAAACACUUUCAUCAUCUCUUCAAUUCCAAUUAAUUUUAUAUCGUGAUAAAAUUACUGAUGGUUUGCUCUACUUUGGAGAAGAAAGUGAAUUGAUUAACACCAUUGGUUUAUAUAUUUUAACCGCUGCUCAAUAUCUAUGUAUUCAAAGAGAUUGUGUAUUUUAUGGUAAACAAUGGGGUUUCAGUGAUUUUGAUGUAAAUGAUGCCAGAUCAAGAUUACAUUCUUAUUCAAUUGACUUUAUAAAAAAGGUAAUUAAAGGUGGAUGGAUGCUUUCACGUCAUUCCUAUGGUGAAGAAGCUUCACCAUAUCUUGGAUACUUUUUUCCACCCUAUUUUGAUGCAGCUAAAGUGUUCAGAAGUGCAGACUUCACCUAUUAUCCAGUCAGAGCAUUUUCCUACAGAAGAACUCCUCCAAAUAUUACUUAUGAAGUUGAUGACUCCAAAGGAUCACAUUUAAUCGGGCCAAAUACUUUAAACGGUUGGACAAUAUUAACCCCUAGUUUAACAGGUGGAUUCAAUGGUAUUUCAGCAACAGGAUUCAUUUUACAAAACACAUUGAUUGUAAAAUUCCCAAGUGCAAAAUCAAGAACAUUCAAAGUCAAAUUUCAUCAUAGAAUAGUUCAUGAAGCUAAUUGGACCGUAAAAGCUGGAAAUGUAGUUGAAAACUUUGUUUUUAAAGAAGGUACUGAAACUGAAAAAAGAAAUCCAUACUUUGUUUAUAAUGAAGAUUAUAAUAAUCCACCCUAUGGUGUAAAUGUAACUAAAGCAAUAACAGUUUCCUCUCAAGAAGUUUCAUUUACAUCAAAUAGAUCAAAUGGUGCUGGUAAUAAAACCGGAUAUAGUGCUGGAUCAAUUCUCUAUUUAAUUGAAAUUAUUUUCGAUUAA